GCGUCGUGUAAACAAAGCUUUGCCUCGUCUUCGUUUAUCUGCUUGAAGUUAGAGUAAUCUCAAAAACUACUGUGAUGGAUAAUGAAAUGGUUUCCUGUCCAUAUAACAAGGCACACAAAAUGCUUCGCAAACGACUACAGCAGCAUAUAAUUAAGUGCAAGGAGCAUUACAAGGACGAAAAAGAGCUAAUGGUUUGUCCAUUUAACAAGGCGCAUCUUGUUACGGAAUUGGAAUUUCAUCAACACACAAAAACUUGUGCUGAUCGUAGCAUCAUUGAGCACUAUCAGCUCAGUGCACCUGCAGAGCUGGAUGAUCAAACUAAACACGAUACAAUUGAAGCUGACGAGAACUGGGAUGAUGUAGAUGUACCCGACUACAAUCCGCAAGCUUAUGCCUCUUCGGCUAAUAUAGUGCGCGAGCCAAAUGGAAUGUUCCCUUCACAGCGUAAGGCCUUUGUCAAAGAAGAACGCAAACGUCUACUAGGUGACCAAUGCGACAUCGAAGAGGAAAGACCAACCAAAUCAGCUAAGACACCAAAGUCGCCGUCGUCAACUCCGCGAUCAGCACCAUAUAAAAUUCCACAUCAAACACGAAAAUAGAUGUAGAUUUUUGUUGUCGUAGUCGUAUAUAUUGCAUUAAUCCGGUUGACGAGGACAAUGUAAUGCACUGAGAUUCUCAAUUUUUUUUAAAGAUUGGAAAUCAAGUCUGAAUUUAUGUAUAUAUCUUUGAUAUAUCGGCAGAAUUUUAAAUCCUCACUUAUAUUAUAUAGCUUUUUAACAAACCAAAAAUUUAAAAGUUGUAUUUUACAAAUUUGAGAAAAUGCACUUUCUUUAUUAAAAAAAAACAUUUUCCCACUCCACACAUUGUUUUUUUUUCUUAUUAUUGACACUAAAGCAUUACAGUAAAAACGGUAAACAGUGACGUUGGUCAUU
Messenger RNA from Drosophila busckii, 932 nucleotides. RefSeq names its product gametocyte-specific factor 1 homolog. NCBI's taxonomy places the organism in Eukaryota, Metazoa, Arthropoda, Insecta, Diptera, Drosophilidae. The coding region runs from base 75 to 599 and encodes 174 amino acids. The transcript has 2 exons. The record is from RefSeq and is a predicted model, not a curated record.